AAACAUGCUAGGUUAAUUAGUGACUCCAAAUUGUUCAUAGGUUUGAAUGUGAGUGUGAAUGGUUGUUUGUCUAUAUGUGCCCUGUGAUUGGCUGUCCACCAGUCCAGGGUGUACCCCGCCUCUCGCCUGAUGACAGCUGGGAUAGGCUCCAGCACCCCUGCGACCUUUGUGAGGAAACGCGGUAGAAAAUGAAUGAAUGAAUGACGAAGACAAGUAUUGUCUCGGUGGCACGGCGGUCGAGUGGUUAGCGCGCAGACCUCACAGCUAGGAGACCAGGAUUCAAUUCCACCCCUCGGCCAUCUCUGUGUGGAGUUUGCAUGUUCUCCCUGUGCAUGCGUGGGUUUUCUCCGGGUACUCCGGUUUCCUCCCACAUUCCAAAAACAUGCUAGGUUAAUUAGCGACUCCAAAUUGUCCAUAGGUAUGAAUGUGAGUGUGAAUGGUUGUUUGUCUAUAUGUGCCCUGUGAUUGGCUGGCCACCAGUCCAGGGUGUACCCCGCCUGUUGUCCAAAGACAGCUGGGAGUUACUAGUAUGUUUUGGAUAAAUAAAGGUUAAAUAAAUGUGGUCUAGGACUGCACGGCGGAUAAGUGGUUAGCGUGCAGGCCACACAGCUAGGAGACCGGCGUUCGAUUCCACCCUUGGUCAUCUCUGUGUGGAGUUUGCAUGUUUUCUCCGGGUACUCCGGUUUCCUCCCACAUUCCAAAAACAUGCUAGGUUAAUUAGCGACUCCAAAUAGUCCAUAGGUAUGAAUGUGAGUGUGAAUGGUUGUUUGUCUAUAUGUGCCCUGUGAUUGGUAGAAAAUGAAUGAAUGAAAGUCCGGUAUAGUUAAGGAUCCAGCAAAAACACAGUAGACAGUGAAGGAGGCGUUCCGUGGAAAAUGAAGUCAUUUCUAGAUGUUGACUAAGAGAGUUGGGCAAUGAUUUUCCGGUAAAUUCAAGAUGAACACGCAGCGUCUUCUUUUCUGCUUUUGUUCAGCCGUCCUUUUCAAUGGAGCCGUGGGUGCCGUGGUGACUUACCAUAAAAUGGCAGGCGAAGACUUCAGACUUCCGAUUGAGGUCAUAAUGUCGCCGCAGAGCCACAUACUUUUGUGUAAGAAUUCGUGCGCAAAGAACGGCACCCUCAUUAACACUAAAUUGGGCAAAGGUCCGAGUGGCAGGUACCUCUUGGAUUACGACGGUAAAAUGAACUUAGUCAUCACUCAGCUGACCCGCGCUGACUCGGGAUUUUACCAGCUCGCCGUAAGCAGUUCCUACAACAUCUCUGAGGAACGCUACUUCAAGCUCUUCAUCAGAGAUUUGUGUGACGGUGGAGUGGUCCAGGCCGAUCCUCGUGUCUACAGGGGAACAGAAGGCGGGAACGUCACCAUCCUUUGCUCCGGCUUUGUGACACCAUGGGACAGGAAGUUCCUCUGUCAGGGGGAAUGUAACAAAUUUCUGUUUGAGACCACAAAGGACUCCACCUCGGGCCGAUACAGCAUCCACUACGAGGAUACCAGCUACUUCCUAAUCACCGUGACACAGCUCACGGUGUCGGACUCGGGACGGUACAGGUGUGCUGCAGGACGGGCACACACUUUCAACGUGUGUCAGGAGUUUGAGAUCGCCGUCACGCGCGACUACACCGUCCCGCUGUGUGUGGCUGCUGCUGUCGUGUUGUUGGUCUCCCUUUUUCUACUGCUGCUCUACAGAUGGAGGUCCACUGUCCAUGGAAAAAACGGAAGGUACCCCGAAGACAGCAACAUGGAGCAGGUUGCCAGCUAUGAAAACAGUCCACCAAAUCCCGGAACAGAAGAGCGCAUCUAUCAGAGUAUCAAUGAAGCCACCAGGGACUUUGGAAGCUACGAGACACUUUCAAUCGCACAACAAGACACAAUGAACUGAACAUUUGGCAUUCACGACCCCCCCGCACCCCCCUCGAUUUGAAAUACUAGAGAAAACAAUAUGUAUUCAUUUAUCUGUACUGUACAGACCGAAACCAGGAGAAUGCAACAAAAUAGAGAGCAUACAAGGAUGUUCAAGAGUCAAAUUGCAUGUUAAUAAAUUUAUAAUGAAAUUAAAGCGCCCCCCCCUACCCCGAUAGUGUCCCACGCCCCGCUAUUUGACAAGCACUGUUUUACAUUAAGAUGCAUAAUGUACAAGGCUGCAUAAUUUGAAGAAAAAAAAAUACAGCUGGACUCAAAGCGCCCGUUGCAAUGUCAUUGCUUGUCCACUAGAUGGCAGAAAAAUCAAAAUAGACUCGACAUUCACGUUCCACAAUUAGUACAAUAUUAAUGUUCUGUUUUUUCAUUGUUUUUUCAUUGAGAGUGUCAGAAAAGUAGAUAUUGAAAUAUUUAAUCAUUUUGAAAACUCAUGAUAGUGAAUGUGUGACAUUUGAACUAGUGACGAGUGUACUUAUUUUUUAGUUAUUUUGCAUAUUAGCCAUCUGUUGAAGCAAGUUGGUAUAGUGUAUUGAUGCACUUUGCUAGCAUGCUAGCUGUUUGCAUUUUUAUUUAAAAAGCCCAAAAGUCAAGUCAAUGUCAAACACUGGCCCCGAGUUGAACAAAAAAAGCAUUUUCCUAGUUCAAAAUGCUACUUUUGUGGUUUCUAAAAACAGCGCCCGUUGCAAUGUCAUUGCUUUUCCACUAGAUGGCAGAAAAGUCGAAAUACAUUCGACAUUCACGUUCCACAAUCUAAUAUUUAUCUGCAUUGACUUGUGCCUUUAGUACAAUAUUAAUGUUCAUUUUUUCAUUGAGAGUGUCAGAAAAGUAGAAAUUGAAUCAUUUUGAAAACUCAUGAUAGUGAAUGUGUGACAUUUGAACUAGUGACGAGUGUACUUAUUUUUUAGCUAUUUUGCAUAUUAGCCAUCUGUUAGCCAAGUUGUCAUAGUGUAUUGAUGCACUUUGCUAGCAUGCUAGCUGUUUGCAUUUCUUUUUAAAAAGCCCAAAAGUCAAGCCAAGUCAAGUCAAUGUCAAACACUGGCCCCGAGUUGAACAAAAAAAAAGCAUUUUCCUAGUUCCAAAUGCUACUUUUGUGGUUUCUAAAAACAGCGGCCGUUGCAAUGUCAUUACUUUUCCACUAGAUGGCAGAAAAGUCGAAAUACAUUCGACAUUCACGUUCCACAAUCUAAUAUUUAUCUGCAUUGACUUGUGCCUUUAGUACAAUAUUAAUGUUCAUUUUUUCAUUGAGAGUGUCAGAAAAGUAGAAAUUGAAUCAUUUUGAAAACUCAUGAUAGUGAAUGUGUGACAUUUGAACUAGUGACGAGUGUACUUAUUUUUUUAGCUAUUUUGCAUAUUAGCCAUCUGUUAGCCAAGUUGGCAUAGUGUAUUGAUGCACUUUGCUAGCAUGCUAGCUGUUUGCAUUUCUUUUUAAAAAGCCCAAAAGUCAAGCCAAGUCAAGUCAAUGUCAAGCACUGGCCCCGAGUUGAACAAAAAAAAGCAUUUUCCUAGUUCCAAAUGCUACUUUUGUGGUUUCUAAAAACAGCGCCCGUUGCAAUGUCAUUGCUUUCCCGCUAGAUGGCAGAAAAGUCGAAAUACAUUCGACAUUCACGUUCCACAAGCUAAUAUUUAUCUGCAUUGACUUGUGCCUUUAGAACAAUAUUAAUGUUCAGUUUUUUCAUUGAGAGUGUCAAAGUACAAAUUGAAUCAUUUUGAAAAGUCAUGAUAGUGAAUGUGUGACAUUUAAACUAGUGACGAGUGUAGUUAUUUUUUUUUUUUAGCUAUUUUGCAUAUUAGCCAUCUGUUGAAGCAAGUUGGCAUAGUGUAUUGAUGCAGGUUGCUAGCAUGCUAGCUGUUUGCAUUUUUAUUUAAAAAGUCCAAAAGUCAAGUCAAGUUAAGUCAAUAUCAAACACUGAACAAAAAAGAACAAAAAAAGCAUUUUCCUAGUUCCAAAUGCUACUUUUGUGGUUUCUAAAAACACUCCAAUGUUAGUUUGUAAUAUUAAACCACUAGGACGUGUCCAGAUGCAACUUUAAAGCAGUAAAAUAUAUAUUUACAUAUCAUAAUAUAUUAAAACAAUAUCAUUUCUAUGAACGUGUUUGUAGCCGGAAAAUGAAAGUGAAAGAAAAAAGAAAAAAAAAAAACUAGAAUAACAAGCACACAUAAACACACAAUACAUACAUCUUUCCAUGUGCUAAAGUAAAAAAAAAACGACAACCCCUGAGCCCAAAUAAAAACUUCAUGACCUCGGUAGCCUCUCUGACCCUCGGUCAUAAAAGUGUAAAAUGACUUUGAGCCAAACAACCCCCUUACCCCCUCCCCCAAAAUGUCUAACUUCAAAAUACACACAGUUUCGACUUUAAACUGGUGAUGGUCCAAUUCCUGACACUGUUGUGAAACGAGUCACAUACCAACAAGCCAACAGUGGUUAUAUGUACAUACAUACAAUCAGUCAUACGUCAGUCAUGUACGUAUAUCCAGUCUUCUCCUAAACGGUCCAAUCUCAACGCGGACAUCCUUCAUCCUUCAGAGAGCCUAUAAAGAAUUCUUGUGGCCCCCAGAUGGUCAAAGAAUUUAAACAAGCGCUUGUGCAAGUAAUGAUGUCAUCCAUAUGGAACUUAAAGAGCUGAAAAAUCUGGUAUCAAUACAUCAGCCCAUAUAGUGCAUGUUUUCCAAACCCCUAUGCAAAAUGUUUAAUAAGUCAUCUCCAUAUUUGUAUUGUAAAACUAUAUUCAUGUA
Molecule: messenger RNA, 4649 nt
Organism: Doryrhamphus excisus (bluestripe pipefish)
Lineage: Eukaryota; Metazoa; Chordata; Actinopteri; Syngnathiformes; Syngnathidae
Source: RefSeq, a predicted model, not a curated record